Molecule: messenger RNA, 2540 nt
Organism: Manduca sexta (tobacco hornworm)
Lineage: Eukaryota; Metazoa; Arthropoda; Insecta; Lepidoptera; Sphingidae
Product: long-chain fatty acid transport protein 4
Exons: 12
Coding region: 94-1866 (590 amino acids)
Biological process (GO): triglyceride homeostasis
Cellular component (GO): endoplasmic reticulum
Molecular function (GO): long-chain fatty acid transmembrane transporter activity; long-chain fatty acid-CoA ligase activity
Source: RefSeq, a predicted model, not a curated record
GUGGGUAUCUUGUAUGUUGCAGUGUUCCAUACGCGAUGGUGUUAUGUAGCAAUAAAACAAUCCCGCGGGGACCUUUAUGCAUUAUACACUUACAUGAGGAUUAUGUGGGUGACACGACAGAUGAGCAAAAAGAACCUGACCAUUCCAGACAUAUUCCAUGAUGUUGUCAACAGACAACCAGACAAACCAUGUUUCUUAUACCAGGAUGAAGUGUGGAGUUUUAAGGAGGUGGAAGAUUUCAGCCUUCGCGUGACAGCAGCACUAAAGGCGCAGGGCGGCAAGAAGGGCGAUAUAGUCGGCUUGUUAUUAAAUAACUGCCCUCAAAUGCCGGCUAUAUGGAUGGGCAUAGCACGGCUUGGUGCUGUCACACCACUUAUAAAUACAAACCAGCGGGGCAAUGCACUUGUACAUUCCAUAAAUGUCGCCAAAUGCGAUUACCUUAUAUUUAAUGAUGAGUAUAUGACAGCUAUACAAGACGUCCAAUCUGAACUGAGUCCUAGCCUUAAGCUAUAUAAGUUUACACACCGGCCACUGAAUCCGUCGAACCCUAAAUCCCAGAAUAGUGGGGAUGCCGUCGCAGAUUUUACUAAUAUUUUGGAAACCACACCGCCUGCCGAUUGGACCCUUGCGAAUGCAGACGGGUUUGAAGGGAAAUUGUUAUAUAUCUAUACUUCUGGAACUACCGGACUGCCUAAAGCCGCUGUGAUAUCAAAUGCCAGAUUCGUGUUCAUGGCAACCGGCAUACAUUUCUGGCGUCUAAAUACGUCCGACGUCAUUUAUUGUCCAUUGCCGCUGUACCACACCGCCGGAGGAGUGAUAAGCGUCGGUCAAGCACUCGUGCUGGGUUGCACAGUUAUUCUAAAAGCGAAAUUUUCCGCAUCGCAAUAUUUCCCCGACUGUGUCAAGUACAAGGCGACGGCGGCGCACUACAUCGGCGAGAUGUGUCGGUACGUGCUGGCCACGCCGCCGUCGCCCGCCGACACGCAGCACUCCGUGCGCGUCAUCUACGGGAACGGACUGAGGCCGCAGAUAUGGGUGGAUUUCUUGAAAAGAUUUAAAAUUAAAUACGUAACCGAGUUCUACGGCGCCACGGAGGGAAAUGCGAAUAUUGCGAACACUGACGGGACGCCGGGCGCCAUCGGGUUCGUGUCCCGGAUCUUCCCCAGCGUGUAUCCCAUCGCUAUAAUCAAGGUCAAUCAAGAGACCGGAGAGCCCGUGAGAGAUUCGAGAGGGCUAUGCCAGAUAGCAAAUCCUGACGAGCCUGGCGUGUUCAUCGGCAAGAUCCAGGCGCACAACCCAGCCCGCCAGUACCUCGGGUACGUCGACAAGACAGCAUCUGAGAAGAAGGUCGUCAGGGAUGUGUUCAAACACGGCGAUGCGGCUUUUAUAUCCGGCGACAUCCUGGUGGCGGACGAGCUCGGCUACCUGUACUUCCGCGACCGCACCGGCGACACGUUCCGCUGGCGCGGCGAGAACGUCUCCACCACUGAAGUCGAAGCCGUCGUCUCGAGGUUCGCGGACCAAAGAGACGCUGUGGUUUAUGGAGUCCUGGUACCAAAUUCAGAGGGUAGGGCGGGGAUGUGUGGCAUAGUCGACGUGGACGGCACUCUGGACCUGGACAAGGUUUACGAAGACCUGGCGAAGAACCUGCCGGCGUACGCGAGACCGGUGUUCAUGCGCAUCAUGAACAGUGUCGAUAUGACAGGUACUUUUAAAAUGAAGAAGACUGAUCUACAAAAAGAAGGUUUUGAUCCGAGUUUGGUAAAGAACGACAAACUGUACUAUUUAGAUUUAAAACAAGGCCGAUAUCAGCCUUUAGGCCCGGAGGAGUAUAAAAAAAUCCUGAGCGGGGACAUUAGGAUAUAAUUAGAGAAUCAGUGUUUAAUCAAUAAAUCAUUAGAAAAAUAUUUGCUCAUGAUUGUUACUUUGUCUGUUAAAAUGUUAACUCUUUUAUGUAAUUUUAUUUUUUACAUGUCAAUGUACAACUACGCUAUUUGUUAUAACGAGUUUUAAGAUGUAAAUGUAUGAAUCAUCUAAUUAUUGUUUUCUGAUAUGCAGCGAGUUCGAAACAUAAUAAUUCAGUUAUCUACAGCAUAUCAGAUGCAUUUAGUCAAAAUUUAUCUGCAUUAGCCAACAGCCCUAUCAUAAAAAAUAUAAAAGCCGUGUUAUCAAAUUAAUUAUUUUUAACAGUGGCGUAGCUUGCCCUAUAUCGAUAUUGGAUGGUGGCAUUUUAGGACAGUGCGUACUUUUGGACGCCCGUUAUAUUUAAUUAAAAUUUAGAAGGGGUCCCUAAAAUUUGGGGCCCUCACUUUGGGCUCAUACCACUAAUACGGCUGAUACGGCAUUGGCUACGUCCCUGCUUUUUAACAUAAAUAUGUUAUCGCAUUUCGGAAUACACACUAGUAAUUCAUUGUAAUUGAGGUCGUCGUCGUACGAUUUAAUACAUAUUUUUCUAUAAAAGUAGAUGAAAUAGGAGGCUUUUGAAUACAUGUUAGCAAUCGACGCUUGAACGGCAAUCAUAGCGACAAUUAUACCGAAAA